This is a messenger RNA of Sphenostylis stenocarpa, 1008 nucleotides long. The record is from the annotation of a GenBank genome assembly. Lineage: Eukaryota; Viridiplantae; Streptophyta; Magnoliopsida; Fabales; Fabaceae.
AUGGAUGGAUUUGGAUUAGAUAUGGUGGUGGCUUCCCCAAUUUCCAUAAAGAGCGAAAAGAUUCUACCCAUUGACCUUCCCGUGGUGGAUUUAUCUAGGGAAAGAUCAAUGGUGACAAAACUUAUAGUGAGAGCUUGUGAAGAGUAUGGCUUCUUUAACGUGAUCAACCAUGGCGUUCCUUGUGACACCAUAGCCAAAAUGGAAGAAGCAGCUUCUGAUUUCUUUACCAAACCAGUGGCCCAAAAGAAACAACUUCCCCUUUAUGGCUGCAAGAACAUUGGCUUCAAUGGAGACAUGGGUGAGAUUGAGUACCUUCUCCUCAGUGCUAAUCCUCCCUCCAUUACUCACUUCAACAAUAUCUCCAACAUGCCUUCAAACUUCAGCGCUACUGUGAGUGCAUACACAGAUGGAGUGAGGGAGCUGGCAUGUGAGAUUUUGGAGCUAAUGGCAGAGGGUCUGGGGGUCCCGGAUAUAUGGUUUUUGAGCAGGUUGAUCAGGGAGGUCGAUAGUGACUCAGUCCUGAGGUUCAAUCACUACCCACCUACACUUAACAAAGACUGCAAGGAUAAGGACAAGUCCCCCUCCCACAACCACACCAAGGUUGGCUUUGGGGAGCAUUCUGACCCUCAGAUCCUUACCAUCCUCAGAUCCAACGACGUGGAUGGCCUCCAAAUCUCUCUUCAAGAUGGGGUGUGGAACCCAGUUGCUCCUGACCCAUCAGCUUUCUGUGUUAAUGUGGGUGAUCUCUUACAGGUUAUGACAAAUGGGAGAUUUGUGAGCGUGAGACACAGGGCUGUGACAAACUCACACAAGUCUAGAAUGUCGGUGGCGUAUUUUGGGGGUCCACCACUUGAUGCAUGCAUUGUUGCUCCCUCAGUUUUGGUUACUCCCCAGAGGCCCUCCCUCUUCAAACCCUUCACUUGGGCUGAAUACAAGAAAGUCACCUACUCGAUGAGGCUGGGAGAACGCCGCAUUGACCUUUUCAGGAACUGCACCCAACUUGAGUAA